Clupea harengus (Atlantic herring) is the source of this 3866-nucleotide messenger RNA. RefSeq names its product membrane-associated ring finger (C3HC4) 9 (gene marchf9). Gene Ontology annotation, biological process: protein ubiquitination. The record is from RefSeq and is a predicted model, not a curated record. NCBI's taxonomy places the organism in Eukaryota, Metazoa, Chordata, Actinopteri, Clupeiformes, Clupeidae. Gene Ontology annotation, molecular function: ubiquitin-protein transferase activity; zinc ion binding.
GUUAUGCAAAUACAUUUAUAGGAGCAAGCAAAGAUGAUCAUGGGUUUGUUUUUGAGGGCAUGUGUAUAAAAUCAAGUGCGCUCUCUCUCUGCGUGUGUGUGUGUCUGUGUGAGACAGAGAGAGAGAGAAUGAGAGAGAAACUGUCUGUGUCUUCUUAAGUGAGUGAGUGCGACGCGUGUUGUUGGCCCACGUGUGUGUGCAUUAGAGAAGUUUGAGUCUUUUAGGGUGGGUGAUGGGGAGAGAGGCUCGUCUGAGGGCUGUCCUUGUCAAGUUUAUGGGAGAAAUGAGGAUUUAACUGGGAAAGUAAAGCUACAUAUUCAGUAUGUUGUAUAAGGCCACUAUUGCAAACACGUCUCUGAUUGGGCUUAUUAUAUUUCCCCAUAAUAUAGGCUGCUACAUAGGCCUAGUACUAGGCCUACAGCUAAAUAUCUAGCUAGCUAGUUCAACGGACUCUAAAUUAUAUAAAUCUCUUUCUCUUUCUCUUUCUCAUACAGCCUACAUAGACUCAAACCUAACACACCCAGACGGUUUAAGGUUUCGCGGGUGUAAUGUGCACGUGGUAACCUACGUCAUUGUGAGAUCAGCACCAUGGACAGCGGCGCUUGUCAAUAAACACCAAAACGGCAAAUUUCUCACCCGAUAGCUCACACCGGAGAAGAAAAUUGAGAUGUUCCUGAUCAAAUAGCGAUUGGCAUGUGUGGCACUGAAGAUUUGCAAUGCCAGAAGCGUUGACUGCUCAAUUCAAUUGGAAUGUCGUCCAUUUCAAAGACCAUACGAGAAGAAAUAAGUAGGCAAUAUCAUGUAUUCAUCAGUGGCGUUACCACUUUAACUGACUUGGGAUGUGUAGUCGUCAUGAUUCUCUAACAGGAACAUUUGCAGCGAUAUUUCCUCUACAGCCUGUCCUGUCCGUUUUGUUUUUCUCUUUUCUCGCCGUCAGUCGUGUGAAUGUUGGCCGGGCUCACAAGGAACUCGUGAUGGACAUCAAAUGGAGACAAAAUGUUUUGCUGUUGUCCGAUUUCCUGCUAACCCUUCAUUUAUAAAAUGCAAGCUCAAUGGAUUCUGAGUUGGGUCUCUGGGUUGUGGAUGGGGGUGGUCGCAGAUUGUACACCAGCAGAUCAAGAGAAAAAUGCAGGAGACCAAAAUAAGAGAAUCGUCAUGAUGGGAUGGUAGCUGGGAUGCUACCAGAGAAAAAAACAAAAAGGACCAUAUUACGUUCAAAGGAAAGUUUAUCCCUAAUUAUCCACACAAUAUUGGAUUAUGAUAACGGAAAUUGUUCUGAGAAAUGACUUUGUGGACGUGAUGUUGAUGCUGUUCGUUCUGGCUUGUAAAUGUCCUUUUAUAUAUUAUGCCUCCUCGUUGUUCAGUUCCUCGUUCGCCCGUCUUCACAUAUUCUUCUGCUUUGGAUAGCACGAUAAUGACAUAUUGAGAUUACUCUGACGACCAUGCUUUGAGGGCUAUUUAGAUAUUGAACAUGGACAUCGGAUGCAGAGAUAUCCAACUACAAUAUUUAUAUUACUAUUUGCGAUUUGUUGGUGAUUGGUUUGGCCAUGGUACUUGGAUAUUGACUGCUUAGAGUGCUGGUCCACCGAGGGGGAAAUCGUUCAUCCGCAUUGACUUAGAUACACACAUACCAUCACAGAAAACAGGACUAUCUGGUCUUUUGAAUCUCCCCAAAUAAAUAAUCUGGCAAAAUUUGGGUUUUCCCCUGUGGUUUACCUGGUUGCACAACCUACCACGUAUUCAAGUAUUAUUAACAACAACAAUAAUAAUAAUAAUAAUAAUAAUAGACGCAAAUUCCGCCGAGUCCCUUUAUUUUCACCACAAAGUACCGUUUAAUCAAAGAUGUUCAAGUACCGGAUCCGCACGUUUUUCAACGAACUGAAGGUACUGGUUUUUAUGCGAUCCGGUUCUAGACACUCUGAUACCGACGUAGACCUAGAUAGACGAUCGACCAUGCGGGGACUCGGGAUGGGCGGCUGCGGAUGGCCACCCUUUGUCGACUGCUCUUCUCGCAAUGACGAAGAGGAGUAUUACGGAAGUGCUCCAAGGCCCAGGAGCCUGGCGUUUGAGGAGAAGGACCCCAAGCUGCAGGCGGGCCUGGAUGCAGUGUCCCUCACAAGCAGAGGGAGCGGUAUGCACACGCCCCAGUGCCGAAUCUGUUUUCAAGGACCUGAACAGGGGGAGCUGCUGAGCCCAUGCCGCUGUAAAGGAUCCGUUUGCAACACUCACCAGCCCUGUCUGAUUCGCUGGAUCAGCGAGCGAGGAUCUUGGAGCUGUGAGCUCUGCUACUUCAAGUAUCACGUGCUUGCCAUCAGCACCAAAAACCCACUGCAGUGGCAGGCCAUUUCCCUAACAGUGAUUGAGAAGGUCCAGAUUGCAGCCAUCAUCCUGGGUUCGCUGUUCCUCAUUGCCAGCGUCUCCUGGCUGGUGUGGUCCUCGCUCAGCCCCUCAGCCAAGUGGCAGCGACAGGACCUGCUUUUUCAGAUCUGCUACGGCAUGUAUGGAUUCAUGGACAUCGUGUGCAUAGGCCUUAUAAUCCAUGAGGGCUCAUCAGUGUACCGAAUAUUCAAGCGCUGGCAGGCGGUUAACCAGCAGUGGAAAGUGUUGAACUAUGAAAAAGCGAAGGAUUUGGGGGACCCGGUGAGCUCGAGCAGUAAGGCAGCGGGGCGUGGAUCCCGCAGCAGCACCCACGGCCUGAGCAGCAUGGGCCGGGGGCGGGGGCGGGGGCGGCGGGGCCAGAGGCUCAGGACUAUCCUCAACCACCACUGUGGCUACACCAUCCUGCACAUCCUCAGCCAGCUGCGGUCGACUGACCCCCGCCUCAGAGCCACCGCCAACAGGGAGGUGGUGAUGAGGGUCACCACUGUAUGAGAUCGCGUGGUGACCCGGGGUAAUACAGGGGUAGACAUGAAGCACAGGGCUCAAGAGCCCCCACAAUGCCCUUCAGACUUGCCUGCUGUCACUGCGGUGUCUGUGGCUGAGUACAACUGUGCUGGAACUUGCCUUGAGCAACAAUGGAGACCAGUGACGUGUACACACACACACACACACACAUACACACACACACACAUACACACACACACACACACACACACCAAAAACACAUAUACAUACACAUACACACAAAUGCUAACACAAACCCACACACAGAUAUAAACAGGUGCAGACAUAAACACACAUACACAAGCACCCCAUACACACAUGCAGACACAGCCAAAAUACGCACUGGUGUUCUGUUUCAUGAGCAAAAAAAAAAAGAAAGAAAGGCACAUUUCUUAAAAAAUGAAAGACAACACUGGAAAAAAUGCUGAAGUGCAUUAAAGAUUAUGACAUGUUUCAUAACCAAUCUUUGACCAGAACAAAGAUCUUCCUGUCUCAAUUCAGGACACAGCUGCAUUCUGUUUUAUUUUCCUCCGUGGUUGGUUUUUUAAGAAACUGUUUUUACUACCUUUGGUUUUAUAAGGAAAAUGAUAUCCAGAAAGUGGACACCUACAUGCCAUGCAGCGUCCUGUCAGGCAGUAUCAGACCCUGGAAUCUGAAUGAUGUUUACUGCUUUCGACAAAGCAAAGGCAACCACUCGCAAAUGAACAUGUCACAUGUGCACAACGUAUAGGGCGUCCUUGAGGUUCAAACCAAGUACAAGUAUAUAAAUGCACACAUGGGUAUGGGGUGCAAAAAAAAAAAAAAAAAAAGAUAUGGAUUACAUUGAACUUCAAAAAUGAUUUUAGCUUUGUUCUCUGCAAUAAAGAUGUCUGUACAUUUUACAGUGAACUUUGCAUGAGGGUACAGUACUACACCUCUUUCACUCAUUAUCAUGGCAGGUCUGUUCUCAGAAUGGUGCUCGUUUGAAUAAAUACUAUUAUACA